AGGAAGUAUUGCAGGUAGGAAUACUGGGAUAUAGUCUGACUUGUUUUUUUCUCUUUUUGUCAUGGUUCCUCCUGGGCUUCAGGUUUGGAGAUGGAUACUAUUUGCUUGCUUUCCCUGGCUUUGUGUCUGUCUAGAAACUCCAAGGACAGUUUACAUGGUAGCCAUUCCUGCAGUAAUCCAGGCAGGCUCUGAGGCCAAGCUUUGUGCCAGCCUUCUGCAGCCCCAUGAGACCUUGGUAAUGACCAUAUCUCUGAUCGCCAAUGGACAGAACAAAAUACUUCUCCAGGAGAGUUCUGAUCAAGAGUUUCACCGCUGCUUCCAGUUUCAGGCCCCUCAUGUGGAGAGUGACAAAGUGCAAAAUUUUAAGGUGACGGUUCAAGGUGAAACGUUUCUAUCCACGGAGGAGAGAAAGGUCAUGAUUAAACCCUACAAACCGAUGACAUUUGUCCAAACAGAUAAACCAAUCUACAACCCGGGACACACAGUGCAUUUUAGAGUCAUCACCUUGGAUACCAAUUUUAGCCCUGUCAAUCAGCUGUACAACAUUGUGGAACUGCAGGAUGUUCAUCAGAACAGGAUUGGACAGUGGGUCAAUACUACAUCCAGUGGCAACAUUCUGCAGCUUUCUUACCCCCUGAACUCUGAAGCACCCGUAGGAUCCUAUGCUAUUGUAGUGUGGAUUGGUGAAAACAAAAUAUACCAUCGCUUCAAGGUAGAAAAGUAUGUUUUGCCAAAGUUUGAGAUCAAAAUGAACCUCGCCGAUGAGAUCAGCUUUGUUCAAGAGGAGUAUAAAGUAGAAGUGUGUGCAACAUACACGUAUGGGCAGCCUGUACCUGGUAAAGCAGAGGUAGAGUUGUGCCGACCCUUAGUUCCCAAUGUAUUGAUACCAAUAAGAAUUGAUGAGAAAAAUCCAGAAGGAGUUCCUGAUUAUACACCCCCCUGCCAUAAAGAGUCAAUAGAGAUGGACCAAACUGGCUGUGCUUCUCAUGUCUUCAACAUGUUCAUUUUCACAAAGGAUGCUGGCCAGAAAAUGCUCAUAGACAGGCUGAGUUUUAAUGCCAAAGUAGAGGAGGAGGGGACAGGUAUUACACAGUCAAAGGAAAAACACAUAGCUCUCUCCUAUAUGAUUGGAAAACUCACAUUUGUUGACACACCCAAAAUCUAUGAGCAUGGAUCAAUUAUCGAGGGCAAGAUAAACGUUGUUCACUUCAACAACACACCUAUCUCAGACAUGUUAGUCUACCUUUUGGAGGAGAAAGACUGGUCCUCACAUCAUCUCCAGAACCUGACCACGGACAGUCAUGGUAUUGCCAGUUUCUCCCUCAACACAACCAGAAUGCCCAAAGAGAAUAUUAACCUCAUAGUAAGCAACACACCACAAACGGAGAGCAGUAGAUACAGGGUCCCCUAUUUCAAAAGAGGGCAACACAAACUCUCACUGAUCCAGCCCACUGCCCCUCACAGUAAAACAUCCAGCUCUCUGGCUAUUCAGAAGAUGGAAAACCCACUGGCAUGUUGGGAGGAAGUGUCAAUCACCAUCCAGUACGCCAUCGUAGGGGAGACUGUCCCAAAGGGCUCCGUGGAUGUCAUCUACCUGGCCUUAUCCAGAGGGGUGAUAGUUCAGCAUGGACACAUGAAUCUUACCGUGCAGCAUGGGAGUCCUGCAACUGAGGGUGAAGUUACUUUGAAGUUGGCAGUGGUUCCGGAGAUGGCGCCUGUGGUACAGGUUCUUGUGUACAGUAUGCUACCCAGUGAGACUGUCAUCGCCCACAGCAUGAACUUUCCCACUGAGAAAUGCUUCAGGCACAAGGUGUCGGUGGAGUUCUCACCCUCACAAGCAGUUCCAGGGGAGGAGAACACCCUGCAGCUCUCGGCCCAGCCCGGCUCCCUCUGUGGCCUCAGUGCUGUGGACCAGAGUGUUCACAUCAUGGAGCCAGGGAAGAGGCUGGAUGCUGACAAGAUAUUUGAUUUGUUACCAGUCAAGGAGACAACACACAUUCCCUACCAGCUUGAAGAUCCAGUAGCAUGUUUACAUGUAAGACCAAGGAGAUAUGUAAUGCCAUACCCAGGACAAACUGAGGAGGAAAAUGAACCUCAUGAAGUUUUUAAGAAAUUGGGACUGAAGCUGGCAACUAAUCUGGUUAUAAGAGUACCUUCCUGUCUCAGGUACAAAGGGAAAGAGUACAAUAGGGCCCAUGUUGUAGCCUACAGUCGCCACCCUGGAGACAAGGGCGGACGUAGACAGGGUGCAGCGGGUGGGAUACUUGAUCGAUCUUUACUGCGUGUAGUAGAAGGUGACAGAUUUGUUGAUAACAUACAGACGGUCCGUACCUUCUUCCCUGAGACGUGGAUAUGGGAUCUUGUGGAAGUUGGGGAGUCUGGAUCAGCAUAUGUGCCCCUCAUGGUCCCAGACACGAUCACCACAUGGGAGACAGAGGCAUUCUGCCUGGCCCCUGGUGGCUUCGGUCUGGCUCCUCCGGUGAAACUUACAGUCUUCCAGCCCUUCUUCCUGGAACUAACCCUGCCCUACUCCAUCAUCCGUGGAGAGCACUUUGAGCUGAAAGCCACUGUGUUUAACUACCUGUCCAAGUGCAUUAUGGUUUCUGUGACUCCAGCUCACUCCUUAGACUACACUCUCACACCCUUGAAGGAUGUCCAGUACUCAUCAUGCUUGUGUGCCAAUGGACGAAAGACCUUCAGUUGGACAAUGGCACCCUCUAUCCUGGGGGUUUUGAAUGUGUCCGUUAGUGCAGAGGCUGUCCAGUCCCACGCUGCGUGUGACAAUGAGAUUGUGAACGUACCGGAGAGAGGACGCAUCGACACAGUCACACAGAGCCUCCUGGUGAAGGCUGAGGGAACAGAGAAGACCGACACCUACAACUGGUUGCUGUGUCCAACUGGAGUAACUAUGACAGAGCAGGUGGAACUGCAACUCCCCAAGAAUGUGGUGGAUGGAUCAGAUCGAAUUUCUCUCUCAGUCCUGGGUGACAUCCUGGGUCGGGCCCUCAAGAACCUGGAUGGACUGUUGCAGAUGCCAUAUGGGUGUGGAGAGCAGAAUAUGGCCCUCCUCGCACCCAAUAUCUACAUCCUGGAGUACCUGAGGAACACAGAGCAGCUCACUCCAGCCAUCCGAGACAAGGCCACCAAGUUCCUCACUAGUGGUUACCAAAGGCAGCUGAACUACAAGCAUGUUGAUGGUGCAUACAGCACAUUUGGACAAGGCUCAGGGAACACUUGGCUGACUGCUUUUGUUUUGAGAUCCUUUGGCAAAGCAAAGUCUUUCAUUUAUAUUGACCCGGUAAAAAUUGAGCAAUCCAAGACAUGGUUGGAACGUCAACAAGGCAAACAUGGCUGUUUCGUCAGAUUGGGGAAACUCUUUAACAACAGAAUGAAGGGUGGGGUGACAGAUGAAGUCACACUGACGGCCUACAUCACGUCUUCAAUGCUGGAGCUCAACAUGUCAGUGUCGGAUCCUGUUGUGUACAGCAGCUUGUCUUGCCUGAGGAACUCCACCAGUGAUUUGUCCAACACUUAUACCACUGCUCUGCUGGCCUACACCUUUACCCUGGCAGGGGACAUGGAGACCCGGGCCCAGCUUCUGCAGCACCUGGACACGAUCGCAUUACAAGAAGGGGGUCUCCUGCACUGGACUCAGACCUCCUCAGAGACCUCAGCCUCCCUGGCGGUGGAAAUCAGCUCCUAUGUUCUGCUGGCUUCCCUCAGUGCCUCCUUUCUGUCUACCACUGACCUGGGCUAUGCCUCCCGCAUCGUCAGGUGGCUGGUGAGACAGCAGAAUGCCUACGGAGGCUUCUCUUCCACACAGGACACAGUGGUGGCCCUCCAGGCCCUGGCUCUCUACUCCACCAGGGUGUACAGUAGAGAGGGUGCCAGCACAGUCACAGUACAGUCUCCCAGUGGAGCACAGCACCUCUUCGAAGUGAACCAAAACAACAAGCUUCUCUACCAGGAGAGGGCGCUGCAGGACACAGAAGGGAAGUACAGCGUGGAAGUGAAGGGCAGUGCUUGUGCCUCAGUGCAGGUGGCGCUCCACUACAACAUCCCUACUCCUACUGACAGCACAACGCUCAGUAUCCAGGUGAAGCCAGAGGUGGACUGCAACAGUAACUCUUUGAGACCCAGAGUCACACUGAAGCUCCAGUCUCAAUAUCAUGGAAAGGAGCUGACCACCAAUAUGAUUAUAGUGGAUUUGAAAAUGCUGUCUGGGUUUGUCCCAGACCCAGAGUCUUUGGGGAGGCUGAGGGGUUCAGGUCGAGUGGACCGUGUCGAUUCCAAAGAUGACCAUGUGUUAAUGUACUUGAGAGAGCCCUUACAGAAUCCUGAAGCCAUUACACGAAGCAUCGGGGAGUACUGGCAUUCCGGUUGGUGGUGACAUUGUUCCUGGGUCGCCGCCGAUGGAACCGGGGGUGCCUAGCCAGCUCGUCGGGCUUCCACGCCCUAGCUGGCUUGAGAGGUUUCCUUGCCCCGGUUGGCGCCCAUCCCACGUCGGGCCUCAGCCGAAUCGUCAGGUCUUGUUCGCCCAGUUGGCUCGUCAGACUGUUCGACCUCCGCCGGAUCAUUGGGCUUCCACGCCGCAGCGGGAUCGACAGGCGUUCAUGCCUCAGCCUGAUCGUCAGGCUUCUAUGCCUCUGCUGGCUCGCCAGGCUCCCACGGCCUUGGAGGUUCGUGGGGAGUUUACCCCCUGCCGGCUUGCCCAGCGCCCAUGUCUCGGCCGGCUCGCCCAGGUGGGACGCUGGAUGGCGCCCCUAGAGGGGGGUACUGUCACCCCUGCUCCCGCUCUUCCUCCCUCUGGCCCUCGAGGGCGCCAGACUCCCCAACAUUACGCACUCAAGCCAACUUCACGCACUCAAGCCAACUUCAGUACGCACACCUGCCUUUCCCCAUUACGUGCAUCAGCGCUCAUUGGACUCACGUGGGCUCAAUUACUUGUGUAAUUUCCUUCCCUAUAUCUGUCUGUUUCCUAGCUCUGUUCCCUGCUUCGGGAUUGUUUGUCAUAUGUCCUUGUUUACCCGUGUGCUAACGCUGUUCCUGUCGUGUUCCUGAAUAAAUGUUUGACUCCCCA
Salvelinus namaycush (lake trout) is the source of this 5080-nucleotide messenger RNA. Its product is annotated as alpha-2-macroglobulin-like. Gene Ontology annotation, molecular function: endopeptidase inhibitor activity. Gene Ontology annotation, cellular component: extracellular region. The record is from RefSeq and is a predicted model, not a curated record. Bases 62 to 4390 code for a protein of 1442 amino acids. The transcript has 34 exons. NCBI's taxonomy places the organism in Eukaryota, Metazoa, Chordata, Actinopteri, Salmoniformes, Salmonidae.